Messenger RNA from Daucus carota subsp. sativus, 2142 nucleotides. Its product is annotated as flap endonuclease GEN-like 1. The coding region runs from base 102 to 1913 and encodes 603 amino acids. Gene Ontology annotation, biological process: pollen development. Gene Ontology annotation, molecular function: DNA binding; 5'-flap endonuclease activity. Lineage: Eukaryota; Viridiplantae; Streptophyta; Magnoliopsida; Apiales; Apiaceae. The record is from RefSeq and is a predicted model, not a curated record. The transcript has 8 exons.
CGACAAAACAUAACGGCUCAAAAUUUUAUGUUUAUUCCUCUUCCUCUUGUUCUUAUUGUCUCCUUUAACAAUUUUUCACCCAAUUGAAAGCCCAUUACAAAAUGGGGGUGAGUGGUAACUUUUGGGAUUUACUUAAACCCUACGCUCGAUUUCAAGAUUCUACUUUCGUCAGAAACAAAAGGGUUGCAAUUGAUUUGUCUUAUUGGAUUGUUCAACAUGAGACUGCUGUUAAAUCUCAUGUUCUCCAUCCCCAUUUGAGGCUCACUUUCUUUCGUACUGUCAAUCUUUUUUCCAGGUUUGGAGCCUUCCCUGUUUUCGUAGUAGAUGGAACGCCAUCCCCGCUAAAAUCUCAGGCGCGAAUUGCACGGUUCUUUCGAGGGUCAGGCAUUGAUAUCUCGAGUUUGCCCGUGGCAGAAGAGGGUGUUUCAGUUGAAAGAAAUCACAAAUUCAUGAAGUGUGUUGAAGAGUGCAUUGAGUUGAUUAAACUUCUUGGAAUGCCUGUUCUAAGAGCAAAAGGAGAGGCUGAAGCUCUGUGUGCCCAGUUGAACAAAGAAGGUCUGGUGGAUGCAUGUAUUACUGCUGAUAGUGAUGCAUUUCUGUUUGGGGCUAACUGUCUCAUAAAAUCCCUCAGGCCUAACACAAAAGAACCUUUUGAGUGCUACUAUAUGUCAGAUAUCGAAGCUGGCCUUGGCUUAAAGAGAGAACACUUGAUAGCUAUUUGUCUUCUGGUUGGAAAUGACUAUGAUUUAAAUGGUGUGGAAGGGAUUGGGCUCGAGACAGCACUUCGAUUUGUCAAGUCUUUCAGCGAGGAUGAGAUUUUGAAUAAAUUGCAGGAGAUAGGCAAGUAUACCGCUGAUUUUUGCUCCUUUGGUGGUUCUGUUCCCAGUUCAGAUGAGAAUUCAAGGAAGGCAAAAGGGCCCCUUCACUGCUCAUUAUGUGGGCAUCCAGGAAGCAAGAGCACACAUCUUAAGUUUCCUUGUGAAUAUUGUAAUUCGGAUCCUGCGGAAGGCUGCUUAGAGAAACCAGUGUCAUUCAAAUGUAACUGCUCCUCCUGUGAUAUGGAUAGGAAACACAAGCAACAGAAGAAGAAUGAAAAUUGGGAACUAAAAGUUUGUGAAAAGAUAUCCAGGGAGCCGAAUUUUCCAAAUGAAAAUAUUAUUGAAAUAUAUCUUUUCAGCAACCAGGAAACUGUUGAAGAUGCUGGUCAAAGUUUAUGUUGGGAAGCGCCAAAUGUAGAUGUGCUGGUUGAUUUUUUGAAUUAUCAUCAGAAGUGGGAACCUUCCUACACAAGGCAAAGAAUACUUCCAAUGCUGUCAACUAAUUUUCUCAGAGAAAUGGCGUCAAAUCCAACUGAUAAAUUGCUGCACGAACAGUUUGUAUUUGAUUCUAUCCACCGUGUGAAAAUAAAGUUUGGACAUCAGUUGUAUGUUGUCAAAUGGAAGAAAGCUACGCCUGCAGCAGGCAAUUCCACCUAUACGAUUAUAUCUGAAGACUCCGCUGAGUGUAUUCAUAUAAUUGAUGAACCUGACAUAACAGAAAUUCAGUUUAGUAGUAGUGAUGGAUGCUCAUUUAUGCUAACUGAUGAAGAUAUGGAGCUGGUUCGAGCAGCUUUUCCUGAAAAAGUUAAUCAAUUCUUAAGAGAAAAGGAACAAAAAGAGACUACAUCAAGAAGAAAAGAAACAGGGACAAGAUCUGAGGGAACUCCAGAACAUGCAGCAACAACAUCUUCAAAAUCUGUUCAGCUCAGCAUAAAGGAAUUCUAUCGCGCUUCAAAAUUACAAAAGCAGGAAAAGUUUGCAGAGAAUUCUUCCACAAUUUUGGAGGAUAACAAUAUAUUGUCUUCCAAGAGAAAAAGAGAUGCAUCAAACAAGAACCUUUCGAAGUCUGCAAGGCGCAAACUCCUUUUUGACUAGAAUGAGUAUCAUUCGCACCCUGUAAAUUACUCUUUUUUUUUUGCUAAAUGAACACUACCUUGUAAUUAUUAGUUCUUUGCAUGUUCUUUUCUUUUAUCACUUGCUUUCUUUAAAGCAAAAUGAGUUAUGGCAGCAGUUUCUCUGUUGUGUUUGAUAUCAUGUGACUGACAACCCCGCUAACAUGGUUUAUGUAGCAACUAGCAAGUAAUAGGAUCUAUUUGUUCUCAUA